Molecule: messenger RNA, 2577 nt
Organism: Mandrillus leucophaeus (drill)
Lineage: Eukaryota; Metazoa; Chordata; Mammalia; Primates; Cercopithecidae
Gene: KBTBD4
Product: kelch repeat and BTB (POZ) domain containing 4
Exons: 4
Coding region: 288-1844 (518 amino acids)
Molecular function (GO): protein binding
Source: RefSeq, a predicted model, not a curated record
GGCGGGCGUUCUGGGUUCUGCACUACACACCCCUCCCCCGCUCUCAGCCAAGCUUUUGACGAGGGCGGGCGGGCCUGAGUGGGAAGAACGGUUUCCCUGGCGACGGUUUCCCAGGCGACUUCAGGUGGAGCGGGGAUAUUGCACAGGGCGAUGGGCCUCCCAGUGCCCCGGCCUGAGGGCGGCUGGACUUGAGUUCUGGGACGCAGCCUUAGGGAGUCUUUCGAGCGAGGGGGGAAAGUAGCUCAGAAGAGAGCAAAUACAGCUGGCAGAGAGAGAAGUUGGCUAGCAUGGAAUCACCAGAGGAGCCUGGAGCAUCCAUGGAUGAGAACUACUUUGUGAACUAUACUUUCAAAGAUCGGUCACACUCAGGCCGUGUGGCUCAAGGCAUCAUGAAACUGUGUCUAGAGGAGGAGCUCUUUGCUGAUGUCACCAUUUCGGUGGAAGGCCGGGAGUUUCAGCUCCAUCGGCUGGUCCUCUCAGCUCAGAGCUGCUUCUUCCGAUCCAUGUUCACUUCUAACCUGAAGGAGGCCCACAACCGGGUGAUUGUGCUGCAGGAUGUCAGUGAGUCUGUUUUCCAGCUCCUGGUUGAUUAUAUCUACCAUGGGACUGUGAAACUUCGAGCUGAGGAGUUGCAGGAAAUUUAUGAGGUGUCAGACAUGUAUCAGUUGACAUCUCUCUUUGAGGAAUGCUCUCGGUUUUUGGCCCGCACAGUGCAAGUGGGAAACUGCCUUCAGGUGAUGUGGCUGGCAGAUCGGCACAGUGAUCCUGAGCUCUAUACUGCUGCCAAACACUGUGCCAAGACCCACCUGGCCCAGCUGCAGAAUACAGAGGAAUUUCUCCACUUGCCUCACCACCUACUCACAGAUAUCAUCUCGGAUGGAGUUCCAUGUUCUCAGAACCCAACAGAGGCAAUAGAAGCCUGGAUUAACUUUAAUAAAGAGGAAAGAGAGGCUUUUGCAGAGUCACUCAGGACAAGCUUGAAGGAAAUUGGGGAGAAUGUGCACAUUUACCUGAUUGGGAAAGAGUCAUCUCGUACCCACUCGUUGGCUGUGUCCUUGCACUGUGCAGAAGAUGACUCCAUCAGUGUAAGUGGCCAAAACAGCUUGUGCCACCAGAUCACUGCGGCCUGCAAGCAUGGUGGAGACUUGUAUGUGGUGGGAGGGUCCAUCCCACGGCGCAUGUGGAAGUGCAACAAUGCCACCGUUGACUGGGAGUGGUGUGCUCCUUUGCCUCGGGACCGGCUCCAGCACACCCUGGUGUCUGUGCCCGGGAAAGAUGCCAUAUAUUCACUGGGUGGCAAGACACUGCAAGAUACCCUCUCCAAUGCAGUCAUUUAUUAUCGCGUAGGUGAUAAUGUGUGGACAGAGACAACCCAGCUAGAGGUGGCUGUGUCAGGGGCUGCUGGUGCCAACCUCAACGGGAUCAUCUACUUACUGGGGGGGGAGGAGAAUGAUCUGGACUUCUUUACCAAACCUUCCCGACUCAUCCAGUGCUUUGACACAGAGACAGACAAAUGCCAUGUGAAGCCCUAUGUGCUGCCCUUUGCAGGCCACAUGCACGCAGCUGUGCAUAAAGAUCUGGUGUUCAUCGUGGCUGAAGGGGACUCUCUGGUAUGUUACAAUCCCUUGCUAGACAGCUUCACCCGGCUUUGCCUUCCUGAGGCCUGGAGCUCUGCCCCAUCCCUCUGGAAGAUUGCCAGCUGUAACGGGAGCAUCUAUGUCUUCCGGGACCGAUAUAAAAAGGGGGAUGCCAACACCUACAAGCUUGACCCUGCCACUUCAGCCGUAACUGUCACAAGAGGUAUUAAGGUGCUGCUUACCAAUUUGCAGUUUGUGUUGGCCUAAGGCUGUGGGGAGGGGAGGAGAGCUGCUCACUCCUUUUCCCUCCCCAUCCAAACUCAAAGUCCCCCGGGCCCCAAUUCAGAGUAAUGUAUUUUUUGGCACAUACUAGAAAGGCAGUGCCUCAGCCCUUCCCUGAACGCAUGGAGGUGUUCUGUUUGGGGCUUUUUAGACUGCUGCUGCUCAGCUGGUUGCUUGAACUGACAGUAGGCCAGCCUGUUCUCUGCCAUCCCCUAGUCAUUGUGUGCCUCACCACAGCUUGCUUAGAGCAAGCUGUUUCUCAGACCUUAGGCACAGCCUCUCCUCUUUACCUGAUCAAUGUUAAAUAUAAGCACCCCUGAUCCCAGGACAUAAGGAAAGAUGCCCAAUUGUACUUUUGUUCUAUAACCUAUGAAAUGGCUAGUUGAUCAUUUUUCCACAAAGAAUUAGGUGUUAAGAGUUUUCCUUCAGGCUUUACUUAGGAGAAUGGACUAAGCUGAAGGUGUACUUCACCAGCAAGAGUCAACUCUAGAAUUCAGGACGUUCCUUCUAUUGUUUUCUCAUCCAUCUGUCAGGAAAUGUAACUUUGGUUUUAUUUUUGGCUUAUUCCAAGGGGUAAGCCAGAAAAUAGAAAUGAUUAUUUCUGAUUAAUAGCAGAAACUUUUUCAAGCUCAAAUAUGUAAGGUGUCUGCUCUUUUAAAAGCUCUAAGCUAAGUCAAGAGCUAGGAAGUGUUGAUACAAAUAAAAGUUUUUGAAGGGA